AUGGCCGCUUCUCCAGGAACGAGUGACAUUGUGGAUUCACAAAUAAGAAUAACAUUUUGUUCUGUUUUACAACCUGCCAGAAAGAAAAAACGAGGUUGUGCGUUGCAUUGUUGUGUUCCACAAUGUAACAGUGACUCCCGUUACAACAGCUCGUUGUCUUUUCAUCGUUUUCCAAAGAAAGACGAACAACUCAGAGCAAACUGGAUCGUAAAAAUUCGACGAGACAUAGGUGAAAACUUUAAGCUCACUGAAGGCACCAGGGUCUGCUCUGCACAUUUUGUAGAUGAAGAUUUUCUGCCCCCUGAUCGGGCUGGUCGACGGAAUUUGAAAAAAGAUUCUGUCCCGUCUGUUUUUAAUUGGCCAGCUAGAACGACCCAAAGAAGAAAGAUUGUACGACAUGUUGAAAGUGAGACACAAACAGACGAGAGUGAUGUAGAGCCUGAGCAACCUGAAGCACCAUCUCAAUUAUAG
Pocillopora verrucosa is the source of this 471-nucleotide messenger RNA. The record is from RefSeq and is a predicted model, not a curated record. NCBI's taxonomy places the organism in Eukaryota, Metazoa, Cnidaria, Anthozoa, Scleractinia, Pocilloporidae.